Molecule: messenger RNA, 2562 nt
Organism: Scophthalmus maximus (turbot)
Lineage: Eukaryota; Metazoa; Chordata; Actinopteri; Pleuronectiformes; Scophthalmidae
Gene: tafazzin
Product: tafazzin, phospholipid-lysophospholipid transacylase
Exons: 12
Coding region: 329-1117 (262 amino acids)
Biological process (GO): cardiolipin acyl-chain remodeling; inner mitochondrial membrane organization
Cellular component (GO): mitochondrial membrane
Molecular function (GO): 1-acylglycerophosphocholine O-acyltransferase activity
Source: RefSeq, a predicted model, not a curated record
CUUCAGCUGUUGACGUGUUGACAUGUGUAACACGAGUUCUCGCAGAACUACACUUCCUGUUGUGUGCGCGUGUGAGUGAGUAAACGUGUGUGUUCGAGUGUGUAACGAGCCGUUUGCUCGCCAAUUCGCCUCGACUACAGAGACCAAGCUGCAGCCAGACAACUCGAAUGACGCUGUCAGGUACCGAGGCUGAUGACGCACCAUUCACUGCUGUGGAGUGUGUGGAGAACCAGAAGAGAAAAAAACUGCAGGGAAAGUUUUCUGCUCUGCUGUUAACUAAACUAGUUGACGUGUGCGUGUGUGGAUGUAGUGUCUGUGGAGAGCCGUGAUGCCCCUGGAGGUCAGAUGGCCGUUCCCACAAUGCCCUGCUCUUGCAUGGAGGAUCUCCGGCUCCCUGAUCAUGGGCAUGGUGGGCUCCUAUUCCUACUUCUGGACCAAGUACAUGAACUGUUUGACGGUCCACAACCCUGAGGUUCUGAUGAACCUGAUCGACCAGAGACCCUCUGAAACACCCCUCCUCACUCUGUCCAAUCACCAGUCGUGCAUGGAUGACCCACACAUCUGGGGUGUGCUAAAGCUCAGACAGCUGUGGAACUUCAACAAGAUGCGGUGGACCCCGGCAGCAUCCGACAUCUGCUUCACCAGGGAGCUGCACUCCAGAUUCUUUAGCCGUGGAAAGUGCGUUCCCGUCUGCAGAGGCGACGGUGUCUACCAGAAAGGUAUGGAUUUCAUUCUGGAGAAACUGAACGGAGGAGAAUGGGUGCACAUUUUUCCAGAGGGCAAGGUCAACAUGACUGAAGAAUACAUACGAUUAAAAUGGGGUGUGGGUCGGUUGAUAGCAGAGUGCUCCCUCAAUCCCAUUAUCUUGCCGCUUUGGCAUGUGGGUCUGAGUGAUGUUCUGCCCAAUGUGAAGCCCUACAUUCCUCGGACUGGCAAGAAAAUCACUGUCCUGGUGGGGCAACCGUUCAGUGUUAAAGACCUCGUGGAAUCCCUGCGAGCCGAAAACAAGAGCCAGUUGGAAAUGAGGAAGACCGUGACUGAUUUCGUGCAGGGGGAGUUACGGAGCUUGAAAGCCCAGGCUGAGGCCCUCCAUGGGCAGAUACACACCAGAUCCUGAGUCCCAGCCAUGCUGCUUUAACCUGCUCUGCCCCUCACAGCCAACCACACCGACGAACCUCUACCCAGUGGUGAUCAGAGCAUGUGUGGUUUAACACUAUUGGUCCCAAAACAAAUCAGUGAGCAGCUGCUUUGUCAGAAAAGGAAGUUGUGCAUCAGUUUGCACUAGAGUUAGACAAACUCACAAUGUAUUAAUGAAGCAGAAGUCACGAUCAGCUAUGAUCUGUUUUCAUGCUCCACACACCAAGCAACAGUGGAAGGAGCUGGUCACUUGCUGCUCCAACCAGUUCCAAUACUCCCUGUAGUAUUUAAAAAAAACAUCCAGAAAGACGGAUAAUGCAUUUUUGAUUUUGAUUGCAGUCAGUGCCAACCCCUGUGACAAAUACGGUAUGUUACAUUUCCUGUGGCUGCUUCACAAUAAAAGCCUUCCUGUAUUUUGUCAGUUUAGCGAAGCUCCAGCGGUUCGAGUCCUGCUCUGAUACAGCUAGAGAGUGAACAGUAAACAGUGAGGCUGAUCUCAGUGAGUGAAAUUACAGUGACACUGGAUGACAUGAAGGCAUCAUUUCUAGUGAAUUCCUCCUGCUUACAAAGGUGAUUUCAAUACAGAAAUGCAGACUCUACGAUCACAAAUAAAAACUACCUUAUAGGGCAGUAACCACAGAAGGAAAAUUACAUUUUUGCCAUAAGCACAUAAUGUAGAUAAAGUUUAAGAAUGUUGGAAUUUGAUGUAAAAUAAAAAAAUGAAUAAAUAUCAGAUAGUGAACAUAAUUCAGGGCUUUUGCAGAAUUUUCCGAUGCUAACGUUUGUCUGGUGUUCGGUUUGAAUUAACCUGUUUCCCAAUUUUUGGACAACUUUACACAAAGCUGCUGUUUGUUCAAAUACUAAAUAUUAGUAUGCAUUUUUUUUCAUCCGUGCAUGUACACAUGGAGUGGUAAUUUAUCAUCUAUAAUCUUAUGAAGGUAAUCAGGAAGUCAAAUGCCAGAACGACACAUGCAGAGUCGAUGAUUGUUUGGAUAUGACGAUGUAACUGUACCGGUAUAGUUUUUUCAUUAAUUUAUUUUUCAGCUUUAAAUCGGUCACCUGCCCAGUCAUACUCUCCCUAACAUCACCAUGUUCCCUGCUCUCUCUCUGUAAAUCUCUAGUUCCUCAAUUGUACAUUCAAAUCAAGUUCAAGUUAUUUCUUAAUAUUGUCGAUAAUUUCCUUUUCCGACACUUGGAAAAUGUAAGGUUUUCUGUUGAUCCUUUCAACUCAUCGCAGAUGUAUAUAACUCGUUUUAUCACAGAGAUCGGUGUCUUUUAUAAAGGAGAAAAGGCAAGGGCUAAGUGAUGUUUUCUCUAUAAAUAAAAUUUAUUAUUAUUACUAUUAUUAUUAUUACUUACUGUGAUUGCCACUCUUUCCUACUAUAUGUGAAUGUCAAUAAAAUAAUUGACUUUUUUACAUUUAAA